UCCAUGUGGAAACAGUCAGAGCAUAAAAACUAGAAACAAGCUGCAGCUUUUUUAAUAUUCAACAGUUUCUAUCUGCUUAUUCCGACGGAGCCAUGGACGAAGUGACGGGAGCCCAGCUGAUUGCUGAGUCGCUGAAAGCGCAGAAAGUGGACUACAUGUUUGGGAUUGUGGGGGUCCCUGUCAUUGAGGUGGCCAUGGCUGCUCAGGCUGCUGGCAUCAAGUUUGUGGGAAUGCGCAACGAACAAGCGGCCUGCUAUGCAGCCAGUGCCAUUGGAUAUUUGACUGGGAGGCCAGGUGCCUGCUUGGUCGUGUCCGGACCAGGUCUCAUCCAUGCUCUGGGGGGAAUGGCCAAUGCAAAUGUGAACUGCUGGCCAGUGGUUGUUAUUGGAGGGUCCUCGGACAGAAAUCAAGAGACAGCAGGCGCUUUUCAGGAGUUCCCUCAAGUGGAGGCGUGUCGACUAUACAGCAAGUUCUCUGCAAGGCCCAGCAGUCUAGAAGCCAUUCCCACAGUGAUCGAGAAGGCUGUACGGACAAGCAUAUAUGGACGCCCAGGUGCCUGCUAUGUGGACAUUGCUGGGGACAUGGUCAAUGCUAAAGUGGACAGGAGCAGAGUCAGAGAAGUGUCCUGCUGUCCCCCUCCACCGGUGAGUGUGGCUGACCACGAGGCAGUCACAGAAGCCGUGUCUGUGCUAAAAGCAGCAAAAUCACCCUUGGUAAUUGUUGGAAAAGGAGCCGCCUAUGGCAGAGCUGAGGCUGCGCUGAGAGAGUUUGUGGAGAUGUCUGGUCUGCCGUUUCUGCCCACGCCCAUGGGAAAAGGUGUCCUACCAGAUGAUCAUCCCAACUGUGUGGCAGCUGCUCGCUCCAGAGCUCUCCUCCAGGCCGACGUCGUGCUUCUGCUUGGGGCCAGACUCAACUGGAUUUUGCACUUUGGCCUGCCGCCCAGAUUUAAUCCAAAUGUUAAAGUCAUUCAGGUCGACCUUUGUGCAGAGGAGAUGGGCAACAAUGUGAAGCCAGCUGUUUCUCUCCUGGGAGACGUCAAUGCUAUCGUCAACCAGCUCCUUAAAUGUGUCCAAAAGGACGGCUGGCGAUAUCCCUCAAACACAGAGUGGUGGAGCGCAUUGAAGGAGAAGAUUGUUUCUAAUGCCAAAGCAUCAAAGGCUCUUGCUCUUGAGGUCAGAGUGCCGAUGAACUACUACAUGGUGUUCCAUCACAUUUCGCAGCUGCUGCCCCAGGACUGCAUCAUCGUCAGCGAGGGCGCCAACACCAUGGACAUCGGACGCACUAUGCUGAAUAACUACCUGCCCCGGCACAGGUUGGAUGCGGGCACCUUUGGCACGAUGGGCGUCGGCCUGGGAUUUGCGAUAGCAGCAGCUGCUUUGGAGAAAAGUGCAAACAGCGGGCGGCGGGUGGUCUGUGUGGAGGGAGACAGCGCUUUUGGAUUUUCUGGCAUGGAAGUGGAAACCAUGUGCAGGUAUCAGCUUCCUGUUGUCAUCAUCGUGGUCAAUAAUAAUGGAAUAUACAGUGGGAUGGAUCCUAAGACGUGGAAAGAAAUGUCACAGAUGGGAGAUCUGACCGCAAUAGCUCCUCCUGUGUCGCUGUUACCAGAAGCCCGCUACGAUCUCAUCAUGACCGCGUUUGGAGGCCAGGGCUACCUGGUGAGGACGGUGCAGGAGCUGCGUGACGCCUUGCAGCGCAGCCUGAGUGACUGGGACAGGCCGAGCCUCCUCAAUGUCCUGAUUGAUCCUUCAUCAGACAGGAAGCAGCAGGAGUUUCCUUGGCUCACCCGCUCCAACCUGUAGACUCCAUCCAGGACAACAGUGACGGUUUUCUUCUGGAAACUCAUAAAAUGAAGCUGCGUUUGCAUGUAUGUGAUUUAUUUCCAUGAAAUAAUUCUAACUAGACUAUAAAAAAUAACAAGACAUUUUAUACAAUGCAGCACAAAUGUUAACAGAAUAUGUAUAAAGUGGGCUGCAGCUGCGAGCAGCUUGAACAGUUUUUGUCUUGAUUGUUUGGUACAUGUAGUGUCAAUAAAUAGUAAAUACAUUUCACUACAUUAUACAUCUGACUUUGUCUUGAUUUGCUUUGAUAAAAGGAAAAUAGAGAAAACCUUGAACCAUAAACAUUUCUUAUGAAGUAUAAGCUUGAGUGGAAAGAAUGAUAAAAAUAAAACUUAACUUUCUAAUUUGCUGGAUUUUAUCUGUACUUUUCUUUACAUCAGCUCAAGGAAAUUUUUUUUU
This is a messenger RNA of Salarias fasciatus (jewelled blenny), 2237 nucleotides long. It is a transcript of the gene hacl1, whose product is annotated as 2-hydroxyacyl-CoA lyase 1. The transcript has 17 exons. The coding region runs from base 93 to 1799 and encodes 568 amino acids. Gene Ontology annotation, biological process: fatty acid alpha-oxidation. Gene Ontology annotation, molecular function: catalytic activity; thiamine pyrophosphate binding; magnesium ion binding. The record is from RefSeq and is a predicted model, not a curated record. NCBI's taxonomy places the organism in Eukaryota, Metazoa, Chordata, Actinopteri, Blenniiformes, Blenniidae. Gene Ontology annotation, cellular component: peroxisome.